UUUGGGGGAACUUUACAGCCUUGCCGUAAAGUGGUCGGUGUGGGUGGGGAAAAUGUGUUCAAGGAUGCAGUAGUUGGAGAUUGCUGGGCUGCAAAGCGGAUAAAUAUACCAGACGGAGGGGGAAAAAAAAUCUAUUUUGUGUAUUUGAGGGGAAGGAGCGAGCUGGUCGGCAAUGAAGUCGGGUAGCAGGCAAAAACGAUACAGUUGCUGUAUGUUGUUACAUUGCAACCUGACGCUUGCUGAGUGAGAGAGUCUGCAGGUUGUAUUGGGGCAGUCGAGCCUCGGAGCCAGCGAUGUCUCCGCGACACCUACCCUCCAGGAGAAGGGGACACACACAGUCCAUAUUUCAGCGGCCGGAAACACAUACCUCAUAAACCUUGCCCUGUCCCCUCGAAUUCUGUUGAAAAACGAAAUCGAUUUCUUAAAUCCUCAAUCGUUAAGGCUGAUUGAUUUCAAUUUCGGCUGCAAUGGUGCUGAGCAGGACUGAGUGCGAAAGAGCCUGUGUGCACUGAAACACUGACCAUGUACAGCCUCCCUGGAGGGAGGCCACCUGGACAAGAUGCUGAACCCUGCUCUCGUCCCCUGUCUCAGGCCCGUGUCUACUUGGAGCAGAUCCGGAGCAGAGUAUCUCCCAGUAUCUCAGAGACCCAGCACGCAACCAGAAGCACAACGACCAAAAGAGACUACCUUGUUGAUGCGGCGAAGCAGAUCCGCUUAGCCUUGGACAGAGAGGUUAAUGAGGAUUACGAGGCUGCGUUUAACUAUUACAAGAAUGGUGUGGAUCUGCUCCUGAAGGGAGUGCAAGUUGAUCCAAACAAAGAGCGCCGUGAAGCUGUGAAACGAAAAACAACCCAGUAUUUGAAGCGAGCUGAGGAAAUAUUCAACUCUCACUUACAGGGAAGCUUAGGAAAUGGUACCGACGAUUCUGGGGGCUUCAGUAGCCUGAGGUUUCGGCCAAAUAGAAUUCUCAGUUCACCUGUAGAGAACCUGAAAACAUCCAAAGUCAUAGCAAUCAUUGACAAGGUGCUGUUGGUCCAGAAUCCAACCACAAAGGAGCCCUUCAUAGUGAAAAGUCUACCCAAAUGUAGCCUGGUGAAUCGUGAAUGUCCGACAAUAAUACCACAGGGUGUUCCAUUUAUGGUGCAACUCCUGCAGUAUUAUGUGAGUGAUGAUGCAGUCUUCCUUCACCUGGAGCAUGUACCAGCAGGGAAGCUUUGGUCUCAGCUGCGUCACCUCCGUCCAUCUAUCACAGAAAAGGGUAUGGAAUUUCCAGAAUGCUCCAGUCCACAUCACAAAACCAUUAAACUGAGAAACAGCUAUACUGCUCCCUCUCUCUCAUCCAUGUGCAGUGACAAUUCCAUACUUCCACCCAAUAGCAAGAAAGAAUGGCAAAGAGAGAUCAAGAAUGAAAUAAAUGGCAAAUGUGACAAGAAGUAUGAGUACAAUACUGAUGGCAUCAAUGAUCCAAAAUCAAGUUCGCAACAAGAAUCUGUGAACGACCAGGCAUCCUGCCAAGUAAAUAUCACGGACCAACUGAGCGCACACAGUGCGAGUGCAAACAAAGCAAAAAUUUGGCAAGGAAAUGAUGGAAUUUCAAAGGGUUGCCUGGCAUUGAAUGGCUUGAGGGGGAGUGCUGAGGGAACAAGCUUACAAAUGGCGCAUCUGAUAUAUAGCGAUGAUUUAACCUUUGACCUCAAUGUCUUGCUUCCAGAAAAGAACGCCAAUCAUGCCAUGACAAUAACUGUGGACCAUUUCAUGCAAAAAGACCUUCAGAGUGAAAAGAGUCAGCUUCUCUACGAGGAUAAGAUUUUACGGUCCCAUGAUUGUUUUUCAGAAAUCAAAAGCUCCAAUGAUGCAUUGAGCCCAAAGUCAUCAAAAACUCACCAAAGCCAAGCAGGUUCAGAUCUGCUGAAAGAAAAGGUUAUUUUGAUUCAUGAGAAGCCUCUGAAUGGAUCUAGUCCAAUUAGAAGUCCUGUUAGAGCCACCAGCUUGAACUUGAAGGCUAGCAGACGGCAAAGAGGUUCAUACCAAAUUACAGUCAAUCCUUUAGAUACCAUUGAGGAUAGUAGCAAAGUCACUGGUGUUGUGGAUAAUUCUGAGCUAGUCCUUGUAGGAGCAUCAUCUGUAAUGCCUGUGAGAAAUACCGCUGUCACAGUGUUGGGAAAGGGGCUGUCAGAGCAGAAGACUUCAGUGAGUGUACUCAGCCCCAUGCAACAACCUAAUACGCACUUGAAAUCAUCUUUAAUUGAGCCUCCAGUAAAGGCAUUAACGUUGAAAGGUAUCUCAACUAAUGAAGUGGAAGUGUUGACCCACAAAGGUGAAAGUCCUGAGAGGAUUGACCAUCUGUUUAAACUUCCAAACCAAACGUCAGUUCCUGAAACCUGCUGUGACCAUGAGAAUUGCAAUGCCAGAACUAUUUUGUGCAAAGGGUGCCUUCGCAAAGCUGAGAAUGGAAGGUGCUGCAACAGGAUGUUGGGCUUUUCUGCUCCUGACAAAGCAGAAGAUUUGUCAGGAGCAUGUCUUUCAACUCUGAAUUCAAAAGCUGAACUGCCUGAUCCAAAUCAAGCCACCUCUGGUCUGUCUGAGGAUCACAUUAGAAUCUGGGCAGCUGAGAUGGUUCUCGCCUUAGAAAGCUUACAUCAACAAGGAAUUGUAUGUCUGGAUCUAAAUCCAAGAAAUAUACUUGUGGACAAUGCAGGUCACAUUUGCCUCACUUACUUCGGCCAAUGGAGUGAAGUUGAAGUUCAAUGUAGUGCUAAAGCGAUAGAGGAUAUGUACUGUGCACCAGAGGUUGGUGGGGUUGGAAGAGUAACAGAGGCCUGUGACUGGUGGAGCCUUGGAGCAUUGCUGUUUGAACUUCUAACUGGGAUGGUAACUGUUGACGCUUUUGUGACAUCUUGUUUUUUUUUUGUUGUUGAGAUUUUAUACCAGUUGCAUAAAGACCUUGUCUCAGUGCUACCCUUCCAGAAUCCAUCCUUACACCCAGCUCAAACUCCCGGACCAUCUCAGUCCUACAGCAGUGUCACUUCUCCAACAGUUGUUGCAGUGGGAUUAUCGCUGCCGGCUUGGUUCUGGUGAGAAUGGAGCACAGGAGAUAAAAUCUCACUCCUUUUUCAGCACUGUCAACUGGAACAAGCUGAAUGGUUAUAGAUGAAGCGAUUUGCAGAAAAUCCUCUACCUAACAACAGAAACUCAGAAGGAGAACAGAGUGGACUCGGACGAUCAGGGAAUUGAUGCACCUAUGCUGACUCUUAAAGUUUCUGCAGCCAUGAGCAACAGCAGAAUGCAGCCAAGACUGGAGAUCUACAAGGCACAUUUAAGCCAGUUACACUGACACUAAAACUGGUCAUGGGUCCCUUCAGCUCACUGCAACAAUGCCUGUGUUGGCAAAGAACCAAUCAGACACUCUUCAGUGAAUUUUAAACCUCGAUCAAGUGACGUUAAUCAUUUUUGUGAUGAGAUAUACAUAGACAUAAAGGCUCUUCCUGGUUAAGGAACCCUUUAUCUGGCAGCCAGCUCCUAUUUGUCCAUAAGGGAAUCCCCUAACUCUCAAUUUUGCGGUUUAAUGUAUUCGUCUUUCUCUUUGCAUCUCUGUAGCAAAUAACCACUUUCUACACCAAAUGAUCAGAUUUGCUACUUUUCCUGAGCUCACAAAUACAGGCAGGGUUGGCAAUCCCCAACUGCCUUGGCCUGAAUUUCAAAAAUGUAUCAAGGUAUACGAUGCUAAAACUAAAAUGGGGCCUAUUGAUUAAUUGGAUCAGUAGUGAAAUCUUGUCAGGACGUCUCUUCUUUCCCCCUCCUAUCUUGGAGAAGUAUCUGGUGGUGUGAGAUCAGACAUUUGGGAACUUCAAUGAGAAAAGGGUCCUGGGCAUGUACCUAUGUCUCACUAUCCUGUGAGGUCACAUAUUGAGCUUCCAAUAAUCCAGAGCUGCUAGACUGCUGUUUUCUAAAUAUCUUACAGAAUUUUAACAAAAAGCAUUGAAGUAGUUUGGUUCAAAUGUGUCAGUGAAUGGGGAUCUGCAUUUUGAUAGCUAUUACAUGUCACUCCUCUGGAAAGCAAGCCCCUCUACCCCCAGAAGUAUUGCUAAAGAUUCUUAACAAUACACAGAGUUCCCCACUUUACUUGCCUAUAGCCCCAAGUUGACAGAAUAGAAUUCUACAUUUAACAAGGAUUACUAUCUAUAAUGAAUAAAUGGGUAAAUAAUUAUGAACUAUUUGCAUAUGACACAACUAGUUGAAAUUCUAAACCCUUUAUAAACCCCUUCUACACAUGCAUGUGGGCAGAAAUACAACAUGUAUGUUAUGGGCAGAGAGAGAAGACUUGGAAGACCGGGUUUAUUGCGAUUCCUUUGGCUUGCCAAAAUGUCGUAAUCCUUGAUUCUCCUUUGGCACCUGAUUGCAAGAAGACACAAGGUGUGUAGGUUCACAUGCUUUAACUCUCAGGUUUACGAGUUAAGAGCCACUGCUUACAAAACUGCUAAGGGAAAAGUAAACUAGUGACCUUGAGGCUCGCGAUGUUUUAAACUACAUCUUUUGCUUCUCACCUUAAAGCUAUGCCCACUAAUUUUCAACUCCCCUACCCUGGGGAAAAGGCCUUGGCUAUUCACACUAUCCAUGCCCCUCAUCAUUUUGUAAACUUUUGUUAGAUCACCCCUCAGUGUCUGAUACAGAAACCCGGAAGGACAACAGAGUGGACUUGGAUGAUCGGGGAAUUUGCGUACCUAUGCUGACUCUUAAACAAUUUUCGCAGCCAUGUGCAACAGCAGAAUGUAGCUAAGACUGGAUAUCUACAAGGCACAUUUAAGCCAGUUACACUAAGACUAAUCAACCUCUCCCAAUAGCUCAAACCCUCCAAAUCCAGCCCUUGCAACAUCCUUGUUAGUCUUUUCUGAACCUUUCGAGUUGCACCACAUCUUUCCAGGGUGACCGGAAUUGCGCACACAAUUCCAAAAGUGGCCUAAUCAAUAUCCUGUCCAACCUCAAUAUGACCUCCCAACUCCUAUACUCAAUGCACAGACCAAUAAAGGCAAGCGUACCAAACAUCACCUUCACUACUCUUGUCUACUUGUAACUUCACUUUCAAGGAACUAAUAACCUGCACUUCAAGGGCUCUUUGUUCAGCAACACUCCCUAGGACCUUACCAUUAAGUGUAAAUCAGAAAAAGCAAGGGUCCCAACACUGAUGCUGGGGAGCACUGUUUUCAACUAGUCUUCAAUCUGAGAAAAGCUAACCAACUUGCCAUGUGGCACCGUAGCAAAUGCUUUCUGAAAGUUCAGCUAUACAACAUCCCCAGCGCUACCCUCACCCACUGCCGGUAUCACCCCUUCAAAGAGCACAAUUAAAUUUGUCAGAAAUGAGCUGCCCUUGACAAAGCCCCAUGUUGACUGUCUAAUAUUAACGUUUUUUUCCCAAGUUGUUUCAGUUACCUGGGACCCAAUCAUAUAGUUGUUGGCAGACCUUUGUCAUCAAUAACCAGUCACAAGUCCAUUGACCAAUCAGGUACUUAAUUACCAGCGAAAGUUCCUUUUGUACACAUUCUGAUUCCAGUUCAACCGAAAAUUAAGCUUUCACUACUGCUUGAAGUUUUUUUUCCAACUUGUUCAGAGAUGUUGUGAGACACACCUCAUCUGCUCCAAACUUGAAUCCAGGCCUGUUGGCUGAGAGGUAGGGACAUUACCACUGUAUCACAAGAGUCCAAGAAGUAGUUGUGUAAACACUACUUACAAUCGGUGUCGGAUGACUUUUUUAAAGAACUGCAGCAAUCUCCUUGCAUUUUACACCAGUUCUUUUUUCAUUCCAGUCCACAAUUGUAAACAAAGAAAAAGAAAUAAGAUGGUCUUUACACUCCUACUGGUUCUGGGCCAUUACAGAAGUUAGUCUCUUACAUCUGUAAGUGUGCAGACCUGUGGUUAAAGCUUUUACUCCUUUCAGGACUUGGAUUGCUAUGCUCAGUCAGCUGUUUGAACAGAUGAAGAUAGUUGUCAUUGACAACUUCAAUCUGACUUUCCUUUUCUAGCCUUCCAAUUACAUGUUCUCUGUCCUUUUUUCAGAACAAGUGAAACCAUCUUUUGCUUUAAAGUACAGACAGGACAGGAUCCAGUACCGAAUUUUGUAAUGUCUCCCAAUAAAGCUAUAUCAUUGGGCUGGUUAAUCUGAUAUAAAUGUAUUGUUCUGGAGUCUUACUGGCUACUGAAAUGGGGAAUAAUUCAGUUAAUGCCUAGUAUGUUAAUGCUGCAUGUAUUCUAUCCUAGUGUUUGCUGCAACAUGAUGUCUGCUGCAGUGAUUCCAUGUUUAGCAUCAUGGUAUAAAUAAUUUUCAUUGUAAAGUAUUCACAGUUCUGACUCUGGAGCUUGGUAUCCAUUGUGGAAAACUCAUGGGUGAAGAGGAGUGAACUGGGCAGCUGGGGAAAUGGUUAAGUGACCAUCUGUCUGUCUACCUCCAGUUGCAAGCAGUCAUUAGUUGAAUUUUCUGCAUCUCCCUCUUCUGUUUUUUUUAGCUAAAUGCCCAUGUUUUGUUCAUUAAUUAAAAGUCUAUGCUUCAAUGUUAACUGUGCAAUGCACAGUACAGCUAAAUUUAUUACUGCUUUCUGUUAAAAUGUCAAAAGCUAAUUAUUGUUGCUGAAGGACAUUUGUAAUUGUCAUGAAUGAAUUCUUUUAUCUACUUUUUUUAAAAGGAAAACUAUUUAUCCC
This is a messenger RNA of Chiloscyllium plagiosum (whitespotted bambooshark), 6690 nucleotides long. The record is from RefSeq and is a predicted model, not a curated record. Lineage: Eukaryota; Metazoa; Chordata; Chondrichthyes; Orectolobiformes; Hemiscylliidae.